CUGUACGCGAUUCAUCCAGUAGCUACAUAUGAGAAUGGUUAUGAUGUUGCCCUCCUUGCCUUGUUCACGUAACACAGUAAGGGUCUUAUCAGCUGUUUUCUCCCCACCCAGAAAAAAGUGUAGCGAUGCGCAUUCGCCACCGUCCAUCUCACUUUAUGCUCGUAUGAUGUCUGAGCCGUUUAUGCGUUGGUAGACGCUGCCUGUUAGGACACAUUUACACAUCUCCCGAGUGCGCGCCUGGCCCCACGGACAAGGCCGGCCUUAGCUUGGUCGACAGCAUUUUCACCAGCGACCAGUUUCCACGCACAACCUCGCAGUACCCGGGCCUUGGGCCCGGGUAUACGUGAGCACAUCUCCUACUUUCCACAACAGCCCAUCUACUUUCAUCUGACUAAUCAGAUAUAUUCACCAUGUCUUGCUGCAGCGACCUCCCUCCCGUCCAGGCUGAAUACACCCCCAAGGGUACCUACACUACCUUCUCUGGCCUCAAGACCUAUGUCGUUGGUCCUGAAGACGCCAAGGCUGCCGUCCUCUACACCUACGAUAUCUUUGGCUUCUCCCCCCAGAUCCUCCAGGGUGCCGACCUCAUUGCCUCCCAAGGCUACCGCGUCGUCAUGCCCGACUUUCUCGUCGGCAAGUACGCUACUCCCGAACUCUUUGGCCCCGGCGCCGAAGCCAAGAAACAGGAAUACAUUUCUCAGUUCCCCGCUGCUAUCCCCACCCAGUCUAAACCUUUGGCCGACUCUAUCGCUGCUUUGAAAGCUGCUGGCCACAGCAGGGUCGCUAUUCUUGGUGCUUGCUGGGGUUACAAGGCUGCUGUGAUUACUGAGGGUCUUCCUGGUGUUGAUGUGUUCCUUGCUGUCCACCCUACGUUCCCUGCCCCCGAGGACGCCGAGAAGAUCAACGUCCCUGCCCUUAUCCUCUCUACCUCUGGUGAAGACAAGUCUGUCAUCGACGCCAUCGAAAAGGGUGUCGAGGCCAAGAACCCCGGCAAGAACUUUUUCAAGCGCUACGCCGACCAGCAGCACGGUUUCGCUGCUGCCCGUGCUGAUCUCUCUGGUGGUGACACCCUCGCGGCCUACGUGGAGGCUUACCAGCUCAUCGUCAAGUUCUUGAAGGAGCACCUCUAAGAGAACGGUGACUUGUUAGAAGUAAUCCAAAGUGGCAUGCAUGCA
Cryptococcus amylolentus CBS 6039 is the source of this 1175-nucleotide messenger RNA. RefSeq lists its product as hypothetical. The transcript is spliced from 8 exons. Lineage: Eukaryota; Fungi; Basidiomycota; Tremellomycetes; Tremellales; Cryptococcaceae. The record is from RefSeq and is a predicted model, not a curated record. Gene Ontology annotation, molecular function: hydrolase activity. The coding region runs from base 411 to 1130 and encodes 239 amino acids.